Messenger RNA from Micromonas commoda, 1263 nucleotides. RefSeq lists its product with no specific name. The transcript has a single exon. Bases 1 to 1263 code for a protein of 420 amino acids. Lineage: Eukaryota; Viridiplantae; Chlorophyta; Mamiellophyceae; Mamiellales; Mamiellaceae. The record is from RefSeq and is a predicted model, not a curated record.
AUGUCCAUCACCGCGGCGCAAGCGAGCGAGGGCGCGAGCCCCGUGCCAGCGAGCGCGCCCCUCGUCCCCGCGAGGGACAAGCGAAGUCUCGGCCCUUCCCAGGACGGCUGUGCGCCGCCCUGUUGCUCGCUGUGGACGCUAAACGCGAUCGCCGCGGCGGUGCACGGCGCGUGGUUCGUCGUCUUCAUCCUCCUGUGGCGCUUCGACACGCGGGAGGACGGAGAGAGGCGCGACAUCACGUACCCCCUGUGGGUUUCGCACGCAACCUGGGGCGAACUCCCCCAACCCCCGAUACCCCCGCUGCUCGCCACCGCCAUCGACCGUCUCGCCGCCGACGACCUCGCGCUCUCGCGCUUCGACUCCAACGCCGGGUACCCGACGUGCGAGCCGCCCAGAUCCGCCAAGGUGGGCUCCAUGCCCGUCUCCCCCGCCGCCGAGGACACCGGCCUCGUGCUGUCGCUCCACUGGCUCGUGGUCAGCUUCUUCGCCUUAUCCUUCGCGUUUCAGUUCGCCGCCGCGGUCUUCGACCUGGCGGCGCGGGCUCGACGCAGGCGCCACCGGCGCAUAGUCAUCGGCGACACCUCCGCGGACGUGGCGCGCGCGGACGACACGAACGACUCGGAAACGCGCGAGUCCGUCUCGGCUUGGCUACGUUUCGUCGAGUACGGUUUCUCAGCCGCGGUGAUGAUCGUCGCCAUCGCCCUGCAGGUCGGCCUCAUGGACGCCUGGAUGCUCUUCGCGCUCGCGACGCUCACCUGGGCGACGAUGAUGCUCGGCCUCGCGGGCGAGAGGAUCCUCGUCGUCGAGAGAAGGAUUCGCAGAGUCGUCAUCGGUCUCGAACGCCGCGACGGGGCGUUGGACCCGGAGGCGUGCCCGGGUUUGGAGAUGUCCGUCGAGCGAUCCCUACCGAUGGCGAGGUGGGCGACGCACCUCACGGGGUGGGUCACCCAGGGCGUCGUCUUCGUCGUCAUCAUCGCGCACUUCUUCCAGUCGCAGGGAACGUGCGAGUUUGACGGUACCGGCGAGGACAACGUCGCGCCCGAUUUUGUCUACGCAAUCGUCUUUGGCGAACUCGGGCUCUUUGCCCUGUUCGGAUUGACGCAGAUGUGCCAGUUCUUGUCACACGACUACGGCUGGUGCGUCGACGACGAUGGAACGUCCACCGCGUGCUGCUCCGUCGAGGCUGCGUACAUCGUGCAGUCGCUGGUGAGCAAGACUCUUCUGGGAUGGCUCGUGUACGGAGGUAACUUUGCUCCCAACUGA